GCUUUUCAGUCACAUUUCGUCGUUGUUGUUUAACAGCUGAUACUAUUCCAGAGGAAAAUUCAACGGAGACAACGACGUGAACGUCAAGGUUAAACAAGGUCUUCGUUGGGUGUUUGGUGUGCUGUCUGGUAGUUAUUUAAUAAUAAAAUUUAAAAUAAAAAUAUGUUGAGGACACAAAUUCAAAGUCUACGUUCGUUAAAUAAUUUACGUUCGUUAAUAAAUGGAGCAGCAGCAGCAACAACAACUGCAGUAGGGGGUCAGAGAUGGCAGCAUACACAAGGAAAAACAAAAGAUUAUGAUCUGGUGGUGGUAGGAGGAGGCAUUGUCGGCACGGCAUCAGCGCGUGAAAUUUUAAUGCGUCAUCCGUCCAUGAAAAUUGCCAUACUUGAAAAAGAACCCAAACUGGCAUUCCAUCAAAGUGGUCACAAUUCGGGUGUAAUCCACGCCGGCAUUUACUACAAGCCCGGUACACUCAAAGCAAAGCUAUGUGUUGAAGGUUUACACUUGGCUUACAAGUAUUUGGAUGCCAAAGGCAUUCCCUACAAGAAAUGUGGUAAAUUGAUUGUGGCCACCGACGAGUUAGAGGUGUCACGACUAAAGGACUUACAUGAACGUGGUAUUAAAAACAAUGUGCCCGAUUUGCAGCUGAUAGAAGGUUCAAAGAUCCAAGAAGUUGAGCCCUAUUGUAAGGGUCUGAAGGCCUUGUGGAGUCCUCAAACUGGUAUUGUUGACUGGGGUUUGGUGACAGAGUAUUUUGGACAAGAUUUCAAGCAAGCUGGCGGUGAUAUUUACUUGGACUUCAAAGUAACCAAAUUUGAAGAGUCCAAAAACGAAGGUUCCUCCGAAUACCCUGUCACAAUUCGUGGCGAUCGUCCCCACCAAGUAAUAAGAUCCCGCAAUGUCCUAACCUGUGGUGGCCUCCAGUCUGAUUUGAUUGCCGAAAAGACUGGCUGUCCCCGUUCCCCACGCAUCAUCCCCUUCCGUGGUGAAUAUUUGCUUUUAGCCAAAGAAAAAUGCCACAUGGUAAGAGGCAACAUUUAUCCAGUACCUGAUCCCCGUUUCCCCUUCCUGGGUGUACAUUUUACACCACGCAUGGAUGGCAGCGUUUGGUUGGGACCCAAUGCCGUGCUGGCCUUCAAGAGAGAAGGCUACAAAUGGGGUGACUUAAACCUCUUGGAAUUGUUUGAUGCCCUGCGUUAUCCAGGUUUCCUUAAAAUGGCCUCCAAAUACAUUGGCUUUGGCCUCAAAGAGAUGAGCAAAUCUGCAUUUAUACCACUACAGGUUAAAGAUUUACAAAAAUUCAUUCCUGAUAUCACAGAAUACGAUGUCAGACGUGGCCCAGCCGGUGUCCGGGCUCAAGCAUUGGAUAUGGAUGGUAAUUUGGUAGAUGAUUUUGUAUUUGAUCGUGGCGUCGGAGCUGGUUCUCUUGCGACAAGGGUACUUCAUUGUCGCAAUGCACCCUCACCGGGUGCUACUAGCAGUUUGGCAAUUGCCAAAAUGGUUGCCGAUAAAAUUGAACAUGAAUUUGGUAUUGGAAAAUAAAGUGUUUAUAAGCAGAGGACGAUAAACGAAACCAAAAAACAAAACGGAAAACGAAAUAAAAUUAUAAUGCAUUUUUAUUGUGUUAUAUGUUUGACUAAUUAUUUAAAACAAAUAAUAAAAAGUCUUGUUAAUUUUUAAUUUUAAA
Molecule: messenger RNA, 1687 nt
Organism: Musca domestica (house fly)
Lineage: Eukaryota; Metazoa; Arthropoda; Insecta; Diptera; Muscidae
Product: L-2-hydroxyglutarate dehydrogenase, mitochondrial-like
Exons: 2
Coding region: 163-1542 (459 amino acids)
Molecular function (GO): (S)-2-hydroxy-acid oxidase activity; (S)-2-hydroxyglutarate dehydrogenase activity
Source: RefSeq, a predicted model, not a curated record